AUGAACAUUUUCCAGAAAGAGAACACAAAACGAGAGGAGAAAGAUGUAAAGAACUCACCGGAGGAAGAGAUGGAGGAUUGGGAAAGGAGAACGUCGGCUAUGGUAGAACAACGCGCAAUGACGACGGCCGGAGUGAACAGAGGUUCGCCGGAGUUCAAAGAGGAAAAAGCAAGAAUUCCGGAGAAGUCUCAGAGAAAGAGUUUCGGAAAAGUGAAAAGCAUAGGGGUUAAUUACGGGAGAAAUGGAGACAAUCUUCCAUCCCCCACUGAUGUUGUAGGCCUUUACAAGAAGUGUGGCAUUGAGCUUAUAAGACUCUAUGACCCAAGCCCUGAUGCGUUAGAAGCACUAAAGGGGUCUAACUUGCAAGUGAGUCUUGGGGUGAAGAAUGAAGAUGUGCAAACCUUAGGCUCAGACCCAAAUGCUGCUACCCAAUGGGUCAACCAAAAUGUUUCCCCUUACAAGGAUGAUGUUAGUUUCAGUUGGAUCGUAGUUGGAAAUGAGGUAAUUCCAGGAACCCAAGGCCCUUAUGUCACACAAGCCAUGCAAAACAUACUCAAUGCCAUAAAUUCAAUUGGCUUAACUAAUACCAAAGUGACCACAUCUUUUUACAUGUCUGGCCUUGCAACCUCAUACCCUCCAUCAGCAGGGGCAUUCACCAGUGAUGUAGAGAAUGUUAUGAGGAGUGUUGCACCUUUUCUAGCUCAAAAUGGAGCACCCCUUAUGGUCAAUGUGUACCCUUACUUUCCUUACUCAUCAGAUCCCUCUCAUGUCAGCUUCCAGUACGCCGCAUUUCAAGCAGGCGCAGACCCUGUCAUAGAUGGUGACUUGAAAUAUGAUAACCUGUUUGAUGCAAUGAUUGACUCAAUUUAUGCAGCACUAGAGAAGAUUGGUGCAGGAAAUGUUAAUCUAAUUGUUGGAGAAACAGGUUGGCCUACUGCAGGGAAUGAGCCUUACACAAGUAAGGAUAAUGCUAUGGCCUAUAAUAGCGGCCUUAUAAGCCAUCUAUCAACUGGUGCAGGCACACCAAGAAGACCAAACCAAGCUCUGAAUGCUUUCAUAUUUGCCAUGUUCAAUGAGGACCAGAAACCGAGUGGAGUAGAGCAAAAUUGGGGAAUCUUUUCUCCAAGCAUGGCUGCUGUUUAUCCCCUUUUUAAUUGUUGAUUGAGGAGGCAACGAUGCAUAUGUAAAAGUAAAAAAUUAUCAAAUUUUG
Molecule: messenger RNA, 1210 nt
Organism: Lotus japonicus
Lineage: Eukaryota; Viridiplantae; Streptophyta; Magnoliopsida; Fabales; Fabaceae
Product: glucan endo-1,3-beta-glucosidase-like
Exons: 2
Coding region: 1-1161 (386 amino acids)
Biological process (GO): carbohydrate metabolic process
Cellular component (GO): plasma membrane
Molecular function (GO): hydrolase activity, hydrolyzing O-glycosyl compounds
Source: RefSeq, a predicted model, not a curated record